Molecule: messenger RNA, 2203 nt
Organism: Schistocerca cancellata (South American locust)
Lineage: Eukaryota; Metazoa; Arthropoda; Insecta; Orthoptera; Acrididae
Product: oocyte zinc finger protein XlCOF6.1-like
Exons: 3
Coding region: 761-1918 (385 amino acids)
Biological process (GO): regulation of transcription by RNA polymerase II
Molecular function (GO): RNA polymerase II cis-regulatory region sequence-specific DNA binding; DNA-binding transcription factor activity
Source: RefSeq, a predicted model, not a curated record
CUUUUAGGAGACCGUUGCAUUGUCAACAUGCACAAGUUUUGUUUUGUGUCCUGCAGUUAGUUAAUAUGUAACACUGAAGAACUUGUGGGAAAAAAAAAUAUUUUUGUCUACUCAUGAUUCAGUUGUACAGCUGAAAACUAAAAUUACCGUAUUUUCUUGUCUGUUAAGACCACUGUCUGGCUACAGACUCGUAGAUUUAGUAGUGAAUAAUGAAAUUAGAACUGAACUGGGUAUCAAACAUGUACUUAAGAAAAUGAAAUAUCGAAAGAAAUGACAUGAAAACAUUCAUAAGAACGAAUAGCCUACCAAAAGUAAUAUACAUGUGUACAACUCAUAGGAAGAGGAAUACUGGGCAUCCUAAAGCAAGAUGGAAAAAAAAACUGCAAUCUGCUUGAAAUUGGAGCAGAUGGUGAUGCUUAAACAAGAACUGGCUAUGAUGGUGGUCUUAUCUUGUCCCACUCUUCAGUAGCAGAAGCUUUUCCUUUUUGUGAGAGGCCAGGGCAGGACAGAGAUGGAUUUAAUUGUAACAAUAUACCUACAAUAGACCUACUGCUGUCAGGUAUUUGCUAUCACUAGGAAAUGUGUUACACAUAACAAUGAAAAUACUGUUCAGCCUUUAAUAUCAACUUGACUAGUACCACCAAGUUACAGUUAGGAUGAAUGGGCAUAGACAGAGGGUGUAUCCCGGCAACACACAGUAUCCUGUUGAAGAGCAUGGUCUACAAUAUGACAGUCAUGAUCUUGGUGUCUGUUCCACCACAUGCACCAUCUGGAUUCUUCCUCCGUACACCAGUUUCUCGGAACUACACAGAAGCUUGCAAAGAAAAGAAAGAGGACUUCCGAUAAUAUUGCAUUGCGGAGCAGCAGUAGCCCACAAAACAAGAAUACCAGAAGUGAUGACAGUCAUUCAGCAAGUACUUAUGAAGAUCAGGAUGAAAAUUUCAGCAGCAGCAACUGCCGACAAAAUUCUAUUGAGAAAGUAUCAAAUGUAGAUGAGACCAGAUAUUCUUUAGGUAAUAUAUUCAGAGACAAUGACACUGUCAACAGCUAUGGUGAGUCUUGGAGGACAGUCAACAGUAAGAACAAACUGAAUAGAUACCCAUUAUUGCACAUUGGUGACCACCAUUACAGCUGUAAUUUCUGUUCCAAGAGAUUCACCAAGAAAGAUAAGCUAAAGAAGCAUAUGCAUGUGCACUCUGGGAAACAUUUCUUCAGUUGCACUGAGUGUGACAAAACAUUCAAAGAAGCCUCUGCUCUGAAGUAUCACAUGGCUGCACACAAGAGUCAAUGCCUAUUCAUUUGUGUCAUAUGUAGUAAAGUGUUCACACAGGAGAUUAACCUGGAGUACCACUUGCGCUCACAUACAGUUGAACGACCCUUCAGCUGUUCUAUUUGCUGCAAGAGAUUUACAAGUAGCAGUAUCUUAAAGGAGCACUUGAAUAUACACUCAGAUGAACGUCCGUACAGUUGCACUGAGUGCAGCAAGACAUUCAAAUCACCCAAAUAUCUGAGAGUGCACAUGAAGGUACACACAGGUGAACGUCCAUUCAUUUGCUUUAUUUGUAAGAAAUCAUUUAUACAGAAAUGUGACCUAAAGAAUCAUUUGCGCAAACAUACAGGUGCACGACCCUUUAGCUGUACCAUAUGUUACAAGACAUUUAUUAGUAGCAGUGUCUUAAACCAGCACUUGCGCACACACUCAUCUGAGUGCCCCUUCAGGUGCACUGUGUGCAGCAAAUCAUUUAAAUGGAAAAGUAGCUUGACGACACAUUUACGUAUCCACACAGGUGAACGUCCCUUCUGCUGUACUGUAUGUAGCAAGGCAUUCACUGAUAGUAGCACUCUAAAGAAACAUUUGCGUGUCCACUAUUUGAGUGCCCCUUCAGUUGCAAGAUCCUUAGUAAGAUAUUUGCAGUGAGCAAUAUAGAAUAUGGAUGAAUGUUUGUAGUUGGAAACGUCAUAUGCUACUGAACAUUUCGGAAUGCUCUUGAUAAACUAUUUACACAAAGUAGUUAUCUGAUGUGAACUCUGUUAUGUGCUCAUUUUCAAAUAUGUUACAAACACUGGCAAAUAUUCACACACAAUAUGCAGAACCAUAUAUUUGCAUAAUUGUUUUCCUGUUAAAGUCAAAUUAAAAUAUAUAUUUAGACAACUGGAAACUGUUGUAUCUUUUUUGGAAGAUUAAAUAGUUAAGUGUUUGUAA